UCUAAUGGGGAAAAAUUUUCGGGCUCUCUUUUCGACUUCUCUCCAGUACUGAUCUCCCUCCUCCAUUUCUCUCUCUUCGAGCUACCUCUCUCCUCAACUUCUCCGGCGUCAUCAAGCUCGCAGGGCCAGAACUUCUCCGGCGUCGUCAAGCUCGCAGGGCCAGACCUCUUCCUCAUCUUCUCCGUGCUCUCUCUAGUCUCUCUUCUCCUUCUCCGGCAACGUCGUCAUUUCUCACACUUUCUUCAGGGCUACAGAUCAAACUCCAUGAACACUCAUCAACCAAUGAGGUCAAACUCUAUGGACAUGCAACCCAAUUCUGAGGGCUAUAGAUCAAACUCCAUGAACACUCAUCAACCAAUGAGGUCAAACUCUAUGGACAUGCAACCAAACUCUGAGGUUCCCAAUGAUAUCGUGAAACGAUUUCGAGGUGUAUGCAAUUUUGAUUUGACAUUUUCAUAUGUCUUGGCUGGUUGGGAAAGAUCCGCCUCUGACUCUAGGGUAUUGAAUAGUGCAUUGACAAGAGAGCUUGAUAGAUUAAAAGUACCUCAAGGUAAGUAUUAUUUAGUAGAUGCUCUAUAUUGAAGUACACGGUAUCACUUAAGAGAAUAUAGUGCAUCUCAACCACAGCGAAAUGCUAGAGAACUUUUUAACCUCAGACAAUCAUCAUUGAGGAAUGCUAUUGAGAGAGCCUAUGGUGUUUUAAAGAAGAGGUUUCCAAUACUAGGCAGUGGUGCUGAUGAGCCUUUCUAUUCAAUUCGGACGAAAGUGAGAAUUGUUAUUGCUGGAUCUAUUUUGCAUAAUUUUCUAAUGGGUGUUGAUAAUAAUGAGGAAAUUGUUGUAGAAGUUGAUAGUGAGCGUAGUGACCCAUCAAGGCCAAUACCAUCAUCUGAUGUAGAUGAAUCAAUUCAAACCCAAGAGUCUAGGAGCCAUGAAUAUAUGGAGGGUGAAAUGCUAAGGGAGCAAAUAGCUAUUUCAAUGUGGAAUGCAUAUUGUCUAAACAACUAAA
Messenger RNA from Morus notabilis, 1006 nucleotides. RefSeq lists its product as uncharacterized. The transcript has 5 exons. NCBI's taxonomy places the organism in Eukaryota, Viridiplantae, Streptophyta, Magnoliopsida, Rosales, Moraceae. The coding region runs from base 265 to 582 and encodes 105 amino acids. The record is from RefSeq and is a predicted model, not a curated record.